AUGUCUAUUGCAGAACGAUCAGUUUCUGGACAGGAAAUUAUCGUGCCACCGAAUUUACCGUUAAUAUUAAAGGAAUUUUGUAAGGCGGCUAUUCGAACACAACCGUACGAUCUACUUAAAUGGUCCAGUUCGUAUUUUCGAGCGCUGGCUGAUGGAGAAGAACCACCGAUAAAACUGAGACUGGAAUAUCCACCGCCAAGUACAGCUUCCGGUUUAACUCUUGGUUUCCUCAGGAUUUUACUCCGACAAUUCGGAGAUUACAACAAAUCGUUACCAGUGGAAACAAUUCUUCGUCGAUGGGACUGCUUGUGUUUGGAUCGUCGAGACUUUAAUCUUAUUCUAAUGAUCGGGAAGUUUCGACGAAAAUGUCAAGUGAAAAAAUUUCUGGCCAUCGCUGUCGGGCUUCUAAGCUCCAGCCUUUUUGAAACGAUGAUCCUAAUCUGCGAGUUAUUUACUCACGAACCUGAAGGCGGUUCUGCUAUGGUUCCUGUCACAUUUUUCAUGGAGAUAUAUGGAUAUUUGGCAGGACUUCGUUGUGACGGAAGUGAAAGAGAUCCUACGGACGAGGAUCCGACAGAAUUCAUCGUAUACGAGCCAGAACCUUUCAUACAUCAAGAAAUCAACGAGGAAAAGUCUUCUGUGGAUCGUGUUUGUUCGGUAGCAAGCCAAGACACUGAAGCUGACGUGAAUUUAGACCUGGAAUUAGUAUCGAAAGGAGACACCGAAUCUUCGAGAACCGAUAUAACGCCUCAAUUAAGUGAAAGUUUUUCUUGUCAGAAAAAAAUGGUCGAAGAUAAAGUAAAGCAGGAUUCUUCUAGCGAGGGAACAUUGAAAAUAAAGGAUAACAAGGAUACUUCGGUUGCCGAUGUAGAGUGUAGCAAAAAAUCUGAACGUAUCGAUGAGAAAAGAUCGAGUGAGGAUGGAAAUGGUUCUGCAGAUAGUUCCAGUAACAAGCAGAUCGUUCGAAGUACAGAGGAUAAGGUUUUAAGCGAGAGAAGAAGGAAGAAGAAGGUUAUAGAUCCCAAAUUGCUCAAGUACUAUCCGAAUGUCCCUGGUAUUGGACCUCGUCUCUCGGCUGAAGAAGUAGCCAGCGUGGCCAUAUGGUUGAGCGAGUGCGCAAGAGUACAAGAAGGCAUGGUUGGUCCGCGAAAUCUUCGCCACAUGAACUGUCCUCCUAUAGAUAGACAACAGCUAUCAGAUUCAUAG
Habropoda laboriosa is the source of this 1206-nucleotide messenger RNA. RefSeq lists its product as uncharacterized. The coding region runs from base 1 to 1206 and encodes 401 amino acids. The record is from RefSeq and is a predicted model, not a curated record. The transcript has 5 exons. NCBI's taxonomy places the organism in Eukaryota, Metazoa, Arthropoda, Insecta, Hymenoptera, Apidae.